Schizosaccharomyces cryophilus OY26 is the source of this 1459-nucleotide messenger RNA. RefSeq names its product ribosomal protein subunit L28. Gene Ontology annotation, molecular function: structural constituent of ribosome. The record is from RefSeq and is a predicted model, not a curated record. NCBI's taxonomy places the organism in Eukaryota, Fungi, Ascomycota, Schizosaccharomycetes, Schizosaccharomycetales, Schizosaccharomycetaceae. Gene Ontology annotation, cellular component: mitochondrial large ribosomal subunit. The transcript has a single exon. Bases 76 to 603 code for a protein of 175 amino acids.
UGCUCCUUUCCUCCUUUUGUUUCGUAGUCUAUACCAACAAACCUGAUCUCUACAGAAAACGACCAAUUUGCGGAAAUGGCUCUCAGAGCUCUAAAGAAACUGGCAUACCCCAUGCUCCCAGUGAAAGGAAAUGUUUUAAAUCCUCUUGGAAAAUUUCAGCAGAAUUUGUACGGUGGCUCGAAAGUUGAAGUUGGACAUAACAAGAUCCCAAAAUUUGGACACAAGACGAAGCGAACAUGGACGCCCAAUGCUCAUUAUAAAUGGCUUUACUCUGAAACUCUUCAAGAAAAAUUCCAUUUGCUAGUUACCUCUAAAGUAUUGCGCACAAUUGACAAAGAAGGAGGGCUCGACAAAUACUUGAUUAAGUCAACACCCGGAAGAUUGAAGACACUAGGAAUGCGAGGUACUGAAUUGAGGGCUCUUGUAAUUCAUAAGUUAGGGGUUUCUAAUCCCGUAAUUGAACAGUUUCCUAAAAACAUGGAAGCUCAGCAACGCUACUUGGGGAAAGUGCGCGACGUCGUUUUGAAAUUGAACCGAAGCAAGAAGUUUUAUCAGCAAAUUAAGAGUUCUGUGGGUCAGGAAAAAGCCAAAUCCGCUUUAUAAGCUUGUGCUGACUGCUGAUGGUUUCCCGGCUGUGUUUUAGUUUUUCCUUUAAAAAAACCUUUACGUUCUAUUUCCUCAAAGACUAACUGCAACUUCCCAGAUGUAUCCAUAAAAUAUCCCUGCAAACUAGGUUUUUGAGCCUCAACUUUCUUUUCAUAAUCUUUCGUCCCCUUUUUUAAAACGACAGCGAUUUUCAUAGGAAUUCCUUUAAAACUAUAACUUUCUCCUUUAUUUCUCUUUUCUUUUUUUUUUUCUUUUUUUUUUGAAAAGCCUUCUCCUUGUCCUCGCUUUGUCAAUAUGCAGUAUCGGCAUUAAAAAAAAAAACUUCGCCAGCAUGCUGAGGCCGUGGUACGGUUGCUCUUGCGUUUUAAUUCAGCCAACGAAUAUUGAAUUUUCUUACAUGAUAGUGAUCGAGAAUCCGCAUUUCUGGUUAGGUAUCGUCUUCUAUUGCUCGAACUUCUUUAUGUUUAAACUAUGCUCCAACUACAAGCAACUGGACAUACUUGGAUAAAUGCUGAUCCAAUGUAAUCCUCUAUAGCUGAUACUUUUAAAACUGCAGGUUGCAAUUCUUCACCCUUUCAUUUUGUUUAUUGCUUUUCAAGAUACACCUAUUUAGCGAUAUUUAGUGAUAUAGUCCGAUAUUGGACUAAAAGUAUGGUAGAGUGCACUAAGUAAAUUUGCGCACAAGUGAUUCUAUUCUUAAGAAAUUAUUUCUUAUAGUGCUUUUAACAAUCGUUAUGAUUGUAUAAGAAUGGUUAGCUACUUUUGAUACUUAUAAUACCGUGUUUUACUGCAGCUCAUAAAUUGGCAAAACUGAAAGUUUCCUGGUUGGACCCUCUUUGAAUUCUUUACCUGU